UGAUGUUGAAUACGGUGUCAACUGUGCACUCGAUUCAGCUAUUUAUUUUCUCUAAUAAUUGUAUUCGUGAUUUUCUAAAUAAAAGUAUAGUUAAUUUUUGUAAAAAUUAGACGACAUAUUUUUCAUAAAGUUUUAAGUGCUUGCAAUAGCAUUUUUAAGGUAGUAUAAUAAAGACCUUGAAUUCGGAAUUAUAAUUUUGUUACAAGAUUGAAAUUGUUUUUUUUACAAACAUGAAACUACUGGAUAUAGUUGACAUCCCAGAGUUGACACGGUCAAAUGUGCAUAUUGGCAACAAACCCCUGCUGAUUGAUAAGAUCAACAAACUUAUCAGUGGUGGGCACAGGAAGCUGCAGAUUGUGACAGACUUUGACCACACUCUCACCCGCCACAAAAUGGAUGAUGGGACAGUUGUGCUUACCAGCUUUGGUAUGUUUCGGGAAUGCCCGUCCAUUCCACAACACUAUAAGGAUGAAUAUACACGGCUGUCGGGCAUUUAUAAACCUAUCGAAGCCGAUCCCCACAUGAACGUAGAAGAAAAGAUUAAGCAUAUGAUUGAUUGGUACCAUGCGGCUCAUGACAUACUCAAAGGAGUCAAGUUGCCGCGGAACGAGCUAGUCGAGAGCGGGAUGAAAAUGAGAGAUUGCUUCAGGCUAGGAGUACAGAAGAUGAUGGCGUGGAGCUCGGAGCGCGCGGUGCCGGUACUGGUGUUCUCGGCCGGGCUCGGCGAGAGCGUCGUGGCCGCGCUGCGGGCCUCGCAGCUGCUGCUGCCCAACGUCAAGGUGGUGUCAAAUUUCCUCGCGACAGACGAGAACGACGCCAUAAUCGGCAUAAAGGGUGAAGUUAUUCACACGUACAACAAGAACGAGACAGCGAUCAAGGGCACCGAGUACUACGACCUGGUGAAAGACAGAGACAACGUCAUCCUGAUGGGGGACAACAUCGGCGACGCCGGCAUGGCGGAAGGCAUGGACCACUGCGACACAGUCAUCAAGGUAGGCUUCCUCGGCCACGGCGCCGACAACCUGCCCAACUACCUCAAACACUUCGACAUCGUGCUCGUCGACGAGCACUCCGUCGAUCUAGUCAACGCCAUUUUGAAACACGUGCUGUGAUUAUGUUCAUUUGUCGGGGGACUAGGGAAUGUACGGGUGUUGUGCAUAAUUAUUUUCCAUCGUAUUUUCACUGAAACGUGUCUUGCUAUUUCAGUCAGUGUCGGUACAUAAAGUACUGAAGUUCAUUGAUAUAGCAUGACAAAUACGAACGAUUCCGAGGAAAUACA
Cydia splendana is the source of this 1279-nucleotide messenger RNA. RefSeq names its product 7-methylguanosine phosphate-specific 5'-nucleotidase (gene cN-IIIB). Bases 231 to 1112 code for a protein of 293 amino acids. Lineage: Eukaryota; Metazoa; Arthropoda; Insecta; Lepidoptera; Tortricidae. Gene Ontology annotation, molecular function: magnesium ion binding; 5'-nucleotidase activity. The record is from RefSeq and is a predicted model, not a curated record. The transcript is spliced from 7 exons. Gene Ontology annotation, cellular component: cytoplasm.